AUGACAUUGGAAUUACGGGGCUAUGCUGAGGAUGAGAGGUAUGCUUAUGGAUACAUGAAUGUGAUUAGGAAUGAUGGGCGCGGGUCGACCGUGUGUCUAGAAAUCCUAUCCUAUGUCAAAGCAAAGACAAAUAACGAGGUGCGACGAGAACCACUGCAGGAUCUCUGA
Molecule: messenger RNA, 168 nt
Organism: Gloeophyllum trabeum ATCC 11539
Lineage: Eukaryota; Fungi; Basidiomycota; Agaricomycetes; Gloeophyllales; Gloeophyllaceae
Exons: 1
Coding region: 1-168 (55 amino acids)
Source: RefSeq, a predicted model, not a curated record